AUGGCUGUCGAUUAUAGGCAUGGAAUUGCAAUCUUCAGUCUGAUCGUCUAUCUCCCUUGCUUCUUCGUCGCAGUUUAUGUUGCACUACGACAUGGCUUUGCAAAGUCAGCGGGAUGGUUCUUCCUCGUCGUGCUCUCCUUGGUCCGCGUUGUCGGCUCAUGCUUGGAGUUGGCAACCAUAGCAAAUCCCACCGAAGGUCUUUUUACGGCUGCAGCGGUGUGUAAAUCUGUUGGAAUAUCCCCGUUAAUCUUAGCCUGCAUCGGCCUCCUGCAAAGAGCAAACAACUCUAUAAUAAAUAGAGGCCGGAAGGGAGCUCCCCCCAUUUUAUUCCGCGUGAUCGGGCUCCUGGUGUUAGUCGGCCUUAUUCUCAGCAUCGUCGGUACCACCAGCCAGGAUAACGGUGUCAUGUACAAGCCAAACGGAAAGAGCAAAGCAUCCAUCUGCAUUACUCUCGGAGUAUGGGUUUGCACCGUCGGUUUAGUCUUUAUUAUCAAUAGCAACAAGCAUAACCUUCCCGCGGGGGAAAAGAGACUCCUGCUUGCAGUUGCAAUCUCUCUCCCAUUCGUCCUUAUCCGCUUGAUAUACAGCUUGAUCAGCGCUUUCAGCCAUAGUCCCAGGUUCAGCAUUGUUUCCGGCAACGUUACCAUCUACUUGGUCAUGGCUCUGCUGGAAGAGAUGGUCGUUGUUAUCACCUGUCUUGCCGUUGGAGUUACCCUACAGCCAGACGGAGUUGCAGCAGGCAGGGGUGAGCCUGGAUCAGCCGAAGAAGAGAUGAAGGUUUUCCAAGAAGCGCGUGACAAUGGGUAUGGACAAAGUGUUCCUGCUCCUUAUACCCGUUGA
This is a messenger RNA of Trichophyton rubrum CBS 118892, 840 nucleotides long. RefSeq lists its product as uncharacterized. The transcript is spliced from 2 exons. The record is from RefSeq and is a predicted model, not a curated record. Bases 1 to 840 code for a protein of 279 amino acids. NCBI's taxonomy places the organism in Eukaryota, Fungi, Ascomycota, Eurotiomycetes, Onygenales, Arthrodermataceae.